Paraglomus brasilianum is the source of this 669-nucleotide messenger RNA. Lineage: Eukaryota; Fungi; Glomeromycota; Glomeromycetes; Paraglomerales; Paraglomeraceae. The record is from the annotation of a GenBank genome assembly.
AAAGAGGUUCAUGAGAUUCUCUUGACGGCAGACGAAGUGCAACUCGAAGAAUUAAUCAAACACGAUAAUGGGAACAUGGACUAUGUCGAACUUAUUCUGUUCCACCGAGUACAUAUCAAUAUUGUUCAGAGGGACGAUCCAGCAAUUCUCUUCAAGACGGGUGAUUAUCUUCCAAUCGACAUCUUGACAUCUGUUCUCGAACCAACGAUUUACAACAAUCCCAACCUUUGUGAUCUAUUCGAGAUCAACGUGUUUCCAGGUGAUGAGAUUAGUAUCGAUACCGAAGCUGCAGGGCAGAUCGUACUACCAGUGCUCGUUUUAGGACCUUGUUUCCGGAUUCACACCACACCAAAGACAUUCCAUGAACUCUGCAAUGCGUAUGCUAAAGGUCCAACAAUAGUAAUCAUCAAACCAGCCCCAUUCCAUAAUCCCCAUAGGUUAUUCAAACUGACAAAUGAGAAACAAGGAAUGGCCAUAGCACGCUGCGGGCCUGAUUUCAGAAUGAGUGGUUUGUGUUUGCAUGGCCAUUUUAGGCAUGAAUCGUGUUGUUAUUGCCGACCCGAAAGUUAUGUAUCAAUAUUUUUGAACGUGGAGACGUUUAGUGUGAAGAGGAAAAGUACGAAAUGUUGGGAGUCUAAUCGAGAGACUAACCGAGAUAGUAGACAGUAG